GUUUUGCAGGAUUGGCUCCAGCAUUUGGCAUUGAUCUUCGUGCUGUUUUUAACGCUGCAUUUUAGAAACAGAUCAAGGCCGAGUGCAUACUCACCGGCCGAGGUCCUGGGGCGUCUGGAUGAAUUCAGGGACCGCAGUUUUACAGUUGGCUACAUCCCUACAACCCCGGCCAUCAGGGACAUAAUGCAGAGGGUCAACAGAAGCACCAUCAUCCCAGGAAUAUCGGUUCAGGAAUUUCAAAAUGCUUCUGACCUUCUGGAUGCAGUUGAUUGGAAAAUGCCCGCUGGUGUGGAAUUUGUGAAUGAGUUUACAUAUUAUAUCAGAUAUUAUCUGCACACCAUCUACAGCCCCAAUGACUACCUGGCUUAUAGAAGUAAGAGGGCAUGUGAUGGUCAGUGGGACGAAUAG
Molecule: messenger RNA, 408 nt
Organism: Staurois parvus
Lineage: Eukaryota; Metazoa; Chordata; Amphibia; Anura; Ranidae
Source: the annotation of a GenBank genome assembly